Molecule: messenger RNA, 4706 nt
Organism: Vespa crabro (European hornet)
Lineage: Eukaryota; Metazoa; Arthropoda; Insecta; Hymenoptera; Vespidae
Product: aquaporin AQPAe.a-like
Exons: 8
Coding region: 122-958 (278 amino acids)
Biological process (GO): transmembrane transport
Cellular component (GO): plasma membrane
Molecular function (GO): water channel activity
Source: RefSeq, a predicted model, not a curated record
UAAGUAGAUACACGAUAACGAGAACGAUCGAACGAUUAAAGUAAAUCAAAAGACAAUCAGGAUUCGAAACGGAACGUUCGAAGAACAGUCCCUCUUGCAAACAUAGUAAUCGAUCAUCGCUAUGUCUAACAAAGAGGAGUCGAAAGACACGUUGUGGAAGUUGCAAGAGGGAACGUGGACAAUGUGUAUAGCGGAAGUGGUUGGUACCGCAAUAUUAAUUUUCAUCGGUUGUAUGGCGAGCAUCGGUUCAAUGUCGACCGUUUUACCUCCCCCGCUCCAGAUGUCGAUAGCAUUCGGCAUGACCGUAAACCUUAUUAUUAUGAUGUUGGGUCACGUUAGCGGAGCUCAUCUCAAUCCAGCUGUUACGAUCGGUGCAGUCAUCGUAGGCUUAAAAAGUAUCCCCACGGGUACCUUGUACAUAGUGGCACAGUUCAUUGGAGCUACAUUAGGAUACGGAGCGUUAAAGAUAAUAACUCCACCGGAAUUAUUUCACGAUGGAAAUCCAAAUUCCACGGUCGGUCUUUGCGUUACCGUUAUUCAUCCGAGCGUCAGUGUCGUUCAGGGUAUUCUUAUCGAAGUUCUAUGCACAUCUUUCAUACUCUGCGGCGCUUGUGCAACGUGGGAUCCAAGAUGCUCUCAUACCACCGAUUCCACGGCUAUUAGAUUUGGUUUUUCUGUCGUAGCUAUCUCUUUAGCGGCGAGUCCUUAUACGGGAUGUAGCAUGAAUCCAGCUCGAACUUUCGGACCUGCAUUUUGGAAUAGCGACUGGACGAAUCAAUGGGUUUAUUGGUUUGGACCAACAGUCGGAGCAAUGCUUGGAACGUACACAUAUCAAAUCUUCUUUUUGGAGAAGCCGCGAGUAAAAAACGCUUAUGAAUCAUCGACCGCCGACAUGAAGCUUAUGAAAGAAAUGGAAUCGAUCAAAUAUUCGGAACUUGAAAUUGUCGAUGGAAAGUAAGGAUAGGUAAAAUGACAUACAUCCAAUUAGAUUACUUAAAGAAUAAAUAAUUUUAUCGGAUGCCUUAUCAGAUUAAAAAGGGAAAAGAAACUUUUCUCAACAAUUUUUCUGUAUUAUCUACGCUACGUAAGAGAUCAAAAAAUCAUUCCUAGACAUUAUACUCAUCGACACUCUCGAAUGAUUAUACGUAGGUAUAAUCAUUUUCAAGAAGACUUUGCGACGUAGUAUUUGCCUCUUUUGCUAGAUGGCAUCGUUCGGAAUUGUAUAAAAUCAUUGACUAUAUACAUAUAUGUGUGUGUGUAUAUAUAUAUAUAUAUAUAUAUAUAUAUAUAUAUAUAUAUAUAUACACACAUAUAUAUGCAUAUAUAUGUAUAUCUUGUAAAGUGCAUCGUACACCUAACGAUCUGAUUGCAUUCCAAUUUUUUUACUGAAUCUACGAAACGCAACAUUUUUAUUUCGACUUCAUCGAUGAUCGAUCCUUCUAUAAACCGUACGAGAUGUAUUGAAAAAAAUAUUAGUUGAAAAAGUGAAAGAAAGUUUACGUUCUGAGUUAUGGAAACUCCAAGAAGGAUUAAUGUUUCGAAGCGCAUUAUUCAUAAGAACGAGGGAUGUCAUACGAACGGAGAGAAUCACGACGAUUUUACACUUGUUUUGUUAAGUUUACCCUUUCGAAAGAACUUGAUCGUAUGAUGUAUAAUUGUUCUUAUAAAUUCAUACGAGAUUAAUGCGAAAUUACGAAGAAUUGUUAAAUCAUUCGUAUCGAUCCUAAUAUUAUAAUUCUAAUCUCUAAUAUCGCAAAUGACAAUUAUCAAGUUUUCGUCAAUAGUCUGACUGACAUCAACGUGUACUGAACAUGAAUAACAACGUGUUUUCUAUAAAUACAUAUAGCUCUCACGUUGCACUUAUCGAUUAGUCGCAGUACCCGUAGGUAGAAUGUUCUGGAACAUCGAGAAGCGCCCGGACGGCUGCGACCUGAAGAUCAUACGCGGAGAUUUUUCAAACAACUUAAAGUAAUUAAAUAAUUCUUCUAUAAUUUUGUAUAAAAUUGUAUGAGAAUAAUCGAAUCAGAAAAAUAAGAAGAUAAAUUGAACGUAUAAAAGUUGGAUUAUUCUUCUUUUUGUUAUCAUCGGCAAAGUUAUGAUAUAUUGAUUAUAAAUGUGACAAUUUUAUCAUUUGUUUUUCAACGAAAUCAUACUAAACAUUUAUCUAUCCUUUCCUGAGUUAUGUUCUAUGAAGGAGAUUCUUCAUGCAUAACAGUCGAAACCCGUGCAGUUAGCAUGUAUGACACACGCAACGAUACUUGUAUCCUACAUUCUAUAUUUAGGCAGAGUUUGCGGUGUUCUACAAACCAGUCUCAAUCUCUACAUGUUAUCUCACUCUUUUACAAAUGUAUAUUUUUCUCUUAUUAGAUCGUAAUUUACAAAGAUAUUAAUCGUCGUUUCCAUGUUAAUUCUACGACGAGUUUAAUGAAUCAAUUUAUAGGAAUUUAUAGUUCUGAAACGAACGAUCGAUGAACUUGAUAGAUUAAUCCUUUGGUAAACUAACGAUCCAUUAUGUUGUAACAGAUUUAUCGAACAGACGGUACUUCCGCUCGUGAGAAUGAAAUCUCAACGGAUCUUUUCCUGCAGAACGCAGAUGCACAACAUUUCGUAAUGCUCUAAAGCGAUCCGGACCCCUGUCUCAUUAUGCAUAAGAAUAAGAAUAUGAGAAUAAUGCGCAUAGAAAAAAAUUUUCGAACGUAGACGAGGUAGACGAGUGAAUGCUCCCCGUUACAUUUAUUCCCACGAAGGGGAAAUUGCAUCUAAUUAUAGAUAUCGAAAUAUCUACGUUAUAUAUUUUCAAAACUAUAGCCGAUAUUAAUUUAUCCUCGUUCGUUAUAAAAGAAAAAGAAAAAAAAAGAAAAAAAAAGAGAAAAAGAGAAAAAAAAACAACGAUAAGAGAGAUGAAAGAAGGAAAGAAAACUACGUUGUAAUCAAGAUCGAUGUCCUUGCUAGCAUAUCACGAAACGCCUAAAAAUAACGUAGCAUUACGAGUUCCCUUCGAAAACGCGUAAUAAAAAGGUCAUGGCGUAGUUUCUACACGUUCAUCGAAGGUCAUUUCGGGAAGCUACGCAGUUCCAAUACGUUGUGUUACGGUUAACGUUCCUUCCACAGGGAACGAGAAUCCCCUCUUUCUUCUCUCAUCGUAUUUAUUAGCAGGUCAUUCUUUACGGUUUCGUGCGUGUUUACAUGCGCGUUUCACGUCUUUUUGUUUUUAUUCCAAGUAGAAUUCCUCCUUUUAUCUACCAUACAACUUAUCAUGUGGUUUUCCGUUUUUAUAUUUUUCAAAAAUUUCUUUCCCUUAGAAAUUUAUACGACUAUCUACGUUCAUAUUUUCGAUAUAUUUCAUCUCCCGAAACUAUGAUUUUUUAUAUUCGAGAGAGUCUUUUUUUGACUACGUAAAAAAUAUGAAAUUUUCUCUUUGCCUUUGCAAACGAAUUGAAAUUUGUCACGUUAUUUCUCGUCUUUAAAUUAUUUCCUUCUCGAGUUUUCCUUCGAAAGGCAUAAAAUUAUAUCGUACUGUUCUUUUCGAAGAGGGAAAAGAAACAACGCAGUUAGAGAAUCCAAGGAUCAUUCGAGAAACGUCCUUCGAGAAGGGAACUGCGUAGUACUCGGUUUCGCCCUUUUUUAGGCUCGAAGGAAACUACGCAGAGGCUUCUGGCCAUGGUCACGUGAAAUCGAAAGAGGAGAGCGAGCGAGCGAGCAAGAGAGAGAGAGGAAGAACGUUACAGCAAGCAAGACGCAAUAUUAUCUCACGACCGAGUCGGUCGUCGUCGUCGUGUUUGAUAUUUCUCUUUCUCUCACUCUUUCUCAUUUAUUCUUUCUCACUCUACUUGCUACACGGUCAUUCGUAUAUGUGUAUAUGCAUGUAAGCCGGUUUAAUCUUGUAUCAGUGCAUAUAUGUAUUAUUCUCGGUUAAGUGUGAGAUACGUUAUGGUGGGGUCUGGAGUGGCGGACGUGCCAGAAAUCCUGUCCGCUUUCGACCGAUCAAUACUCUAUAUUUCCUCGAUUUUCGAUAAACCAUUGAAAAAUUAGCAUUGAACUUGGUGCCAAUCGGUGUAUCACGUAAUGAUCGAGAUAAGAGUAAGAAAAUAUUGAACUUUACGAAUAGUUAAAGGUCACAAAUAAUGGAAUUAAAGGAAAUUGCGCGUCGGGAAUAAGACAGCGUCGUCGCAGCGCCAUGCAGCGGCCGACGAUUCUCGAACGUUCGAUGCCCGGGACGCGCCGACUAUAUAAACGCAGCCGGUUGCCUCGGCUCGGUGCAUUCGUAAAGAGACCUCCGUUCAGUUCGGACGCAGUUAGCAUCCAAAGAUUCCCCCUCCAUUGAGGGACGAGUCGGAACCUUCACCGGCUUCUGAACCCUUCGCUUUUGUUUUUUUUUUUUCGUGGUCGUCCAAGGCUACGGGACAAUACCAGUCGUGAAAAUGUAGACGAGCCGGGCAUCGCUGCGGAGCGCGACAGUAUACCUGAACCCUACGGGGUCGGUGCUUGAACAAUCCGUACGCAACGAAAUCUGGUCCGAUUAGGCUUUGAAAUUUCUUCACGUUUCGAACAAGUUCGAGAAGAAUAUCUCUGAAUAUAGCUCAGUGUCGUAAAAUUAGAUCGUGUGGGCAACCAUCUGUAAGAGCACGCAAUAGCCUAGCAGGGAGAAAAGAGAAGCCCACGGCAUUGGAAGGUUGGAAUUAAAGGUUGGAAAGAAAAGAAAGAAA